This is a messenger RNA of Alternaria metachromatica, 921 nucleotides long. RefSeq lists its product as uncharacterized. NCBI's taxonomy places the organism in Eukaryota, Fungi, Ascomycota, Dothideomycetes, Pleosporales, Pleosporaceae. Gene Ontology annotation, biological process: formaldehyde catabolic process. Gene Ontology annotation, molecular function: zinc ion binding; S-(hydroxymethyl)glutathione synthase activity. The record is from RefSeq and is a predicted model, not a curated record. The coding region runs from base 1 to 921 and encodes 306 amino acids. The transcript is spliced from 2 exons.
AUGAUUGCUGCGUACCUGGCACUUGCACUUGUCAGUUACCGCCUCAACGUAGUGCCGAUGUACGUCGCAUGGGUUGUCUUCAACACCUUGUACCACGAUAUGGGCGGAAGCGACUUCAGCGGCAUCUCGCGCAAUGCCAUCUGUGCUCUUGGCCUCGUAUGCCCUUUCAGCGGCGCUCUACGCAUCGCCCUCGGCCCGGAUACUACGAUGAGCUACGCAGCAUGGCAAUGGAUCUUUCUGGUCACACUUGGUAUCAUCGGCACAACGAUUCAUGCCCAAGACUUUCGCGACGAAGCCGGCGAUCGAGCCCGUGGCCGGCGUACCAUUCCAAUUGAGUUGGUGUUCAUAAUGCCGUCCAUCCACCCCGCCAUCGACAACGGUAUCAAGAAGGGCGACCCCAACUUCUCCGGCGGCAAGCUCUACUGCCAUUGCCCCACCAAGAAGGUCGAAGUUACCCUCGCUGGCAACGUCGCGCACAACCACGCCUGCGGCUGCUCGAAAUGCUGGAAGCCAAAGGGCGCGCUCUUCUCCGUCGUUGGCGUCAUUCCAAAGGACAACGUCUCCGUGACCGCCAACGGCGACAAGCUGCACAUCAUCGACGAAUCAGCGGCCAUCCAGCGUAAUGCCUGCAAGCAAUGCGGCGUCCACCUCUUCGGUCGCAUCGUCGUCGACCAUCCAUUCAAAGGCCUGGACUUCGUCCACGUUGAACUCAGUGACAAGAAGGGAUGGCAAGAGCCGCAGUUCGCCGCCUUCGUCAGCAGCAUCAUCGAGCAGGGUUUCAACCCAAAGGAGAUGGACGCCGUACGCGAGAAGUUCAGGAAGGAGGGUCUGCAGACAUACGAUGUACUUAGCCCAGCGUUGAUGGAUCUCAUCGCUACCUACACGGCGCAAAAGAGCGGGAAGCUGUCUUCGAAGUUGUAG